GCACGGGUCCCGGUCGCGUCCCCCCCGAUCCGAUCCCCGGGUCCCCGGGCGCGCCUCCCACGAUGCCCGCGGACGCCGCCGCGGAGGAGUACGACCACCUCCCCGGGGCGUCCGUCAGCGCGAUCGCGGAGACGGUCGGGUUCGACAAUCUCCCCGACGAGGUCGCGCGCGCGCUCGCCCCGGACGUGGAGUACCGCCUGCGCGAGGUCAUCCAGGACGCGUGCAAGUUCAUGCGCCACAGCAAGCGCGUACAGCUGUCCACGGAGGACGUGAACAGCUCGCUGAAGAUGAAGAAGGUGGAGGCGCUCUACGGAUUCCCCGCGAACGCGCCCGCCAUCGCGUUUAAAGAGGUGCCGGGGCAUCCCGAUUUCUUCACGCAGGCGAGCAAGGAGAUCGAGCUGAAGGACAUCCUCGCGAUGAAGCUCCCGCGCCCGCCGAUCGCGGUCAACGUCGUCCCGCACUGGCUCGCCGUGGACGGCGUCCAGCCCCUGAUCCCGGAGAACCCGCCGCUGGGGCCGGGGGAAAAUCUCCGACCCGAUCUCGAGGCGGAUAUCGACGUCGACGAGCGCGCGCGAGCGAUGUUCCGCGCGCCCCUCAGCAAGGAGCUCCAGCUGUACUUCGACAGAGUCACCGCGGUGAUCCGAGGCGGCGGCGCCGGGGAAGAGGCGCCGAUGUUGCGAGCCGCGCUGGCGUCUCUCGCGACGGACGCGGGCUUGCACCAGCUCAUGCCGUACCUCGUGCAAUUCGUUCAGACGGAGGUGGCCAAGUCGCUCAGGCGCCUCCCGAAGCUUCGCGCGCUCACCGCCGCGACGCUCGCGAUCGUGGCGAACCCGAACGUGCACGUCGAGCUGUACCUGCAUCAGUUCAUGCCGUCCAUCGUGACGUGCAUGGUCGCGAAGCGGCUGUGCGCGUCGCCGGACGAGAACCACUGGGCGCUGCGCGAGCAAGCGGCGGAGACGAUGAAUUUCGUGUGCGAGAAGUUUGGACGCGAGUACCCGACGAUUCAGGCGCGUUCUAUACACUGGAUCACGCGGACGUUAUCGAAGGCGCUGCUCGACGAAACGAAGCCGCUGAGCACGCACUACGGCGCCAUCGUCGGGCUGCACGCGCUCGGCCCGAGGGUCGUUCGGAUGCUUCUCGUGCCGAACAUUCGGCGGUACAUGUCGCGUUUGGAGCCGUUCUUGGAGCCGCCGACGGGGAGCGGGGGAGGCGCGGACGAGGAGAAGAAAACGCACGCGUCGAAGACGUUAAAAUAUAACGAAGCGGUCAAGGUCAAGGACGCGUUGCGAAGAGCCGUCGGCUUGUGCCUGAAGAAACUCGUCGCGGACCCGAGGCGCGAGGCGGCCAACGCGCGCGAGCCGGAGCUCCGCGCGGCGCGGCUGAAGGCGUCGCGCGCCGCGGGAGACGGCGGCGAAGGCGGAGAGACGGAGGCGGAGGACCAGCGAGCGGGCGUCGACGCGAAGAAGAGCGCGAGGGAUCUGAAGGGGAAACCCGCGUCGGAGGUGGAGGGGUUCGUCGUCGGCAAGGCGCCGAAGGGGUUGAAAGUCGAGAAAGCCGCGGACGCGGACGACGGCGACGGCGGCGACGGCGGCGAGCUCAUCGAAGAUCCGAGGGCGAUUCACGCCGAGUUGGCCGCCGCGGCGGCGUUGCUCGGCGACGACGUCGGGCCGUACGCCCCCGCGCCCGCCGUGGCCGACACGUUUUUGUGA
Molecule: messenger RNA, 1709 nt
Organism: Micromonas pusilla CCMP1545
Lineage: Eukaryota; Viridiplantae; Chlorophyta; Mamiellophyceae; Mamiellales; Mamiellaceae
Exons: 4
Coding region: 63-1709 (548 amino acids)
Biological process (GO): transcription initiation at RNA polymerase II promoter; RNA polymerase II preinitiation complex assembly
Cellular component (GO): transcription factor TFIID complex; SAGA complex; SLIK (SAGA-like) complex
Molecular function (GO): RNA polymerase II general transcription initiation factor activity; protein heterodimerization activity; transcription coactivator activity
Source: RefSeq, a predicted model, not a curated record